CAAAAGCACGCAUCAAUCUGAAACAUUUCUGGCCGAAUGAAUUUUUGCGAAAGGGGGCAGGCUACGUAGCGUGAUGUUAUUGAUGCCACGGAUAUUGCGAAGGAUCACUUUCCUGAACUGACAAUUGUUACAUUCGGGCAGCGGCGUCAGCACUUGUUACGUCAUCACUUGGCAAUACGAAGCAGCCUGGGCUCGAGCAACUCAGCCGCGCUUGUCAGCUACACCAACAAAUUGACAUUGCGGCGCGGACAGUCAACGUCGCACACCACAUACGUCGGGAUAUCACCAAAUUCCUCACCUCUUGCAUCCGCACCUUGGAGCCACGAGUAUCCGGGACAGCGACCGCGAACCCGUCGAAUUCCGCGCAAUCGCGACGACGACGCCCAAAUCGCACAUGCGACCCUAAUACCCGCCCCCAACACCCCAUAUAACCACCUCCAACAUGAACGGCUGGCUAGUCUUCAUAAUAAUCCUGCUACUCCUGCUCUCAAUCUCCUACUUCGGGUGGUACUUCUACGCCCGGUGGAAUGCAUCCCGCAAUGGCCUACCACCGCCCUCGAUGAACCCCAUGGUAGCCUUCAGCCGCUCCUCGUCCUCUGGCGCCGCAACUUCAAACUACCCAGGCCCUGCGCCCACAGGCAUCAAAGGCUGGUUCGACACCCAGUUGCGCAAGUUUAAGAACAGGAACAACCGGUACACAACGGGUAGCGGCUACGAAGAUGCAGGCUAUAGCGGCGGACGAGGUGUUGGCGGAGGCCGUGGUGCAGGCAGUCGUCUUGAUCCCGAUGAAGCCUGGAGUUCGCGCGUGGGCGACGAAGCAUACUAUGAAGAGCAGGAACUCGGUCUUCACGAACCCGUGUCUACCCAUGGACAAACUGCGAACCCGUAUGCAAACCCUUCCCCAUACAACAACACCACCGAGCCCAGUCGCGGACGCAGCCGCACGAGAGACUCUUACGACGAACAUCUUGACGCACAGAGCGCGCGUAAUCCUUUCGGCGAUGACAACGCGGCGAGUCUCAGAGGCGUGAGUCCCAGGCCGGUGCUAGAUGCUGAUACGAGUUAUCGGGGCGGUGCCACGGCGACCAUGCCAAGCGCUCCCAAGCACAAGAAGGCGGGCAGUGUGGACAGCAUCGACAACAGUCCGACGGAGAGCCGGAGAAGUGUAUUCAGAGAGGGUUUAUAGGCUGAGGACUUUGAUAUAGGGAGGAAGGAGAUGAAUAGCUUUUUCUGAUACUAUACUUGUAUUAGGGUAGGCCCGG
Alternaria alternata is the source of this 1262-nucleotide messenger RNA. RefSeq lists its product as hypothetical. The record is from RefSeq and is a predicted model, not a curated record. The transcript has a single exon. Bases 443 to 1186 code for a protein of 247 amino acids. NCBI's taxonomy places the organism in Eukaryota, Fungi, Ascomycota, Dothideomycetes, Pleosporales, Pleosporaceae.